AAUGGAGCUUCUCUAUCUGCUCUGCUCAAUCAUCUCCACCUUCCUCACUUCCCUCACUCUCUCCCUCCUCCUCCCACUCCGUAUUCUCCUCCGCCGCCUCUCCCCCUCCUCCUCCUCCGCCGUAUCCCUCUACCAAGGAACCGUCUUUCACGAGCGGCGCCGCCCCGUCCACCACUCCUUCCGCUAUUCCGUCCGCUACGCCCUCAUCGACCUCGACGACUCCCCCCACGCUCUCCCCAACCACCUCUCCUCCGACGAGGCUCGCCGCAUUUCCGGCACCUCUGGUCGAGCUUUGCUUUUGACGAUUCCUGAAAGCGUGGGAUAUGAGGAGAACCCUUUGAGCUUGUACUACUGUUAUGAUGAUCAGACUUUGAAGAAUUGCAUUGCUGAGGUUACCAAUACGCCAUGGGGAGAAAGAGUGUUGUUUGUUUUCGACCCGAAUUCUGAUUUAGUGGCCAAACCACUACAUGUCAGUCCUUUUAUGGACAUGAUUGGGAAUUGGAAUAUCAGAACAAAUGCUCCUGAUGAUACUCUGUUCGUUUCAAUUUCAGUUCAACACCCUGACCUUGGAAACUAUUUUACAGCUACCCUAAAAGCUAAAAGGGUACCCUCAUCAUUGGUGUCUGAUCAUGCACUGUUUUUCUGGUUGAUGCCACAUAAGGUUGCAGUGUGGAUAUAUUGGCAUGCCUUUAAACUAUGGUGGAAGAAUGUGGCAUUUAUCCAACACCCAAGGUACACCAGCCCUGGAUAUAGGGAGGAAGCUCUAGUUCGUAACCAGAAACUUCAAUGCUGCCCAGCUAUUCGAUUGGAUAAAGAGAAACAUCUGCAGUUUGAAGGAAGUAGUCAAGGAUGUAGAGUUAACAAUGAAAACGAGUCUCGUUAUAUUAAAUGGAGAGAUGCUAAGUGGCCUUGGUCUUGACUCCUAAUUGUUGUAGGAGUUUGUGUUUUCAUGUAUGUUUACAUUGCAUCAAGUGUUUUGUUUAGGAUAAUUCCAUUGGAAAUGCAUGGUAAUAUACUCAUUAAUUGAAUAACCGCAUGAAAACUUGGUCCAUUUGUACAAAGAAUUAAAGUUGCUGUGAAUAUCUGUUUCCUAAUAAAGUUGAUGCUGCUAAUCA
Argentina anserina (silverweed cinquefoil) is the source of this 1115-nucleotide messenger RNA. RefSeq lists its product as uncharacterized. The coding region runs from base 2 to 919 and encodes 305 amino acids. Lineage: Eukaryota; Viridiplantae; Streptophyta; Magnoliopsida; Rosales; Rosaceae. The record is from RefSeq and is a predicted model, not a curated record. The transcript is spliced from 5 exons.